UUGGGCAGACGCAAACAUGGCGACGUCCUUAGAAGAUGAUGUCGAGCCGAAUAACCAGGAUUAUUAUUCUCUUUUAAACGUCAGGAAAGAGGCGACUCUGGAGGAGCUGAAGGCGUCCUACCGCAGACUGUGCAUGCUCUAUCACCCCGACAAACACAGAGACCCGGAGCUCAAGAGACAGGCCGAGCAGCUCUUCAACCAGGUGCAGACGGCCUUCACAGUGCUAAGUGAUGAUCAUGCCCGUGCAAUCUAUGACAUCUUUGGAAAGAAAGGCCUGGAAGUGGAAGGAUGGGAGGUUGUGGAAAGGAAAAGGACCCCAGCAGAGAUCAGGGAGGAGUACGAGAGACUCCAGAGAGAGAGAGAAGAGAGGAGACUGCAGCAAAGGACUAACCCCAAGGGCACCAUCAGUGUGGGAGUUGAUGCCACAGACCUGUUUGACCGAUACGAUGAAGACGACUUUGAUGAGGUUCCAAGCAGCGGCUUCCCUCAUAUCGAGAUCAACAAGAUGCACAUUUCACAAUCUAUAGAGGCUCCUCUGACAAACUCUAAUACGGCGGUGCUCUCCGGCUCUCUCUCCACUCACCACGGAAACGGAGGAGGCAACAUCGCCAUGACGAUCCGCCGUGUUACAUCAGCACGAGGAUGGGGCGAGGUGGAGUUUGGGGCUGGGGACAUUCUCGGGCCUCUCAUUGGGUUAAAGAUGUUUAGAAAUGUCACUCAAAGAUGUUGGAUGACAGCUCAGUGUGGUCUCCAAUUUUCUCCUCGUGGGCUCAGACCUUCCUGUUCUCUGAUGACGGCGCGUCACCUGGACUGUAAUACCAUGGGCUACCUGCAGUGGCGCUGGGGGCCCAACAGCGCCAUGACGACCAGCAUCGUCCGCGACACCAAGUCCACGCACCUCACACUCGCCCUGCAGUUGGGGGUUCCACACUCGUAUCUGAUGCUGAGUUGCCAGUACAAGUUCCAGGACGAAGACCAGACCAAAGUCAAAGGAUCACUUAAGACUGGUUGGUUUGGGACAGUAGUAGAGUAUGGAGCAGAGAGAAAGAUCAGUCGACACAGUGUUUUAUCGGCUACAGUGAGCGUCGGAGUCCCUCAAGGAGUCACCCUCAAAAUCAAGCUGUCCAGGGCCUCGCAGACUUAUCUGUUUCCAGUUCACUUGACGGAUCAGCUUCUGCCCUCUGCUGUGUUCUACGCCACAGUCUGCCCCCUGCUGGUGUACCUGGCUGUGCACAGACUCGUCAUCAUCCCCUGCACCCAGGCUCAGAAGGAACAAGAGCUGGAGCUGCAGAGGAUAAACUCAGCCACAGACAUCGCCAAAAAGAAACAGGAGGCGGAGUCGGCUGUUUUGCUGAUGCAGGAGUCAGUGAAAAGGAUCAUAGAUGCCGAGGAGUCCAAGAUGGGUCUGAUCAUCCUGAACGCCUGGUACGGAAAGUUUGUGUCAGAGCUGAAACAGGAGAAAAACCAAGUGAUCGACGUCACUGUUCCUCUGCAGUGUUUGGUCAAAGACUCCAAGCUCAUCCUGACAGAGGCCUCCAAGGCGGGUCUCCCUGGCUUCUAUGACCCGUGUGUGGGGGAAGAGAAGAGCCUGAAGCUUCUUUACCAGUUUAGAGGAGUCAUGCAUCAGGUGCUGUCUGGAGACACAGAAGCCCUCAGGAUCCCCAAACAAUCCCACAGGAUCGAGUCUUCUGAGUCGUCCUAGAGUCUAACCACAGAUGCUGAAACACCUGUACAGUUACAGUAGCAACAGUAUUUUUUCUGCCGCACAAAUUUUAAAAACUCAAAAGUGGAGAAAUGAACCCUACCUGUGCCAGACAAGCAGACAGGUGUGACAGACAGGUGCGACAGGUGGAUAUCUAAAACAUAUAUAUUUAUAUUUAAGUUAAAAAGAUGCAGAUGUGAGGAGUAUUGGUUUAUUGUGCUCAAAAUGUCUGGACAUUCUCAACUGGUGUUUUUGGAGAUUGCACAACUUAAAUGAUUUUGGUUAAAGCCAAAUUUGUACCUAUUUUAGUCUAAAACUAAAAUGUGAAGUUGCACUAUGUAACUUUUCUAAUGGGCGAGUCUGCCACAAAUUUGUCACAAAAUGGAGAACUUAUGUAUUUUUGGGUGUUUAAAUGCUUCAAAAAUACCUUGAAAAACAGUCAUUUUUAUUGUGAGUAGUCACCCCUCCACAGAUCUGAUAUGGCGUAGUGGUGUAGUGGCUUCACUUGCUUGUCUUUGUGGAGAUGGAAAUAUUUAAUGCCACACUGUGGAGCAUUCCAGGCAAAGCAAUAAUAGUUUCAUGCUGACAAGGCAGUGGACCUUCAAUCAUAAAUGUUGUGCAUCUUUAAGAAGUAAAUGUCGUGGAAAAAAAACACUUUAUUAAUGUAAAGCAGUGAAAAUGAACUACAGUAUUACCACUACUACUAUUAUUGCCACUACUACUACUACUACUAUUACUAUUGGUACAAAUUACAUUGGAGGCAUGGUGGGUGUUACUAGUAGUACUACCGCUGCUACAACUACUAACACUACUGAUACUGCUACUACAACUAUUACUCAACUGAAUCAGCUACCGUUACUACUACUACUACUACUACUACUACUACUACUACUUGUAGUUGUAGCUGUGUUCCUGCUAAAAAAAACACCAGUUGAGAAUCCACGUUUGACCAUUUCCCAUCAACAAAACUGUGAACUGAAGCUGACAUUCUAACACUGAUCUGAACCAUGUUACUGUUUUACAUAGGAAUUCUUUGAUUGUUACUGUGUAUUUCCUGUUUAGUCUUUGAAAUGUCUAUGAAUCAUGCCUUUUCUAUUGAUUUCAAACAUAUUCACUAUUGGCUGCACAGAAGGAGCUGCUUGAUACAAUGUGAAAUACGCACUGGUCACUUCAUUAGGUACAACUUGGUGUUUCUCUCUUUCUCUUGAGCUGUCAGAGCUGGCAAACAGCCAAAAAAUGUACUCAAAUACAAAUAACAUUACAUCAAAAUAAUAUUACUACAGCAUAAGUAACUAACCAAACCAAAAAAUGACUCAAGUAAGAGUAACUUAAAGAGUAACUGUUGGGACGUAACAUCUGAUUUAUAAUUUGAAGUGAAUGUAAUUUGAAGAACAAAAUAUGAAAUAAGUCACAAAAUCAUUUCAAAGGACAGAGUCAAAAAUGAGACAAACUAAAUCAGAAGUGAAGAAACUGCAAGAAACACAAAUGUUCAGAUCAUUUCAGAUUGUCACAUAAAACGUUUGUCACUUAAGACUUACUCACAGAGGGAAGAGGAAGCACAACUUUUACUCAAGUAAGAGUACACUUACACUGUACUAUAUAUUACUCAAGUAAGAGUACUGUUACACUGUACUAUAUAUUACUCAAGUAAGAGUAUACUGUACUAUAUAUUACUCAAGUAGCAGUAAAAGUGUGCUGCUAGAAAAGUACUUUAAAAAAAGUGACUCAAGUAACUGUAUCUGAGUACUACAUGUCUGUGUGAAUUGUAAAUAAUUAUAUUUACAAAUUAAAGAUGCACUAUGUGACUUUCUCCAUGGAGAUACUGCUUUGCCUGGAAUGUUCCACAGUGUGGCAUUAAAUCUACCGGUCUUAUUUAAUUACAGGUGUUUUAUUGUUCAGAGAUAGUUCUUACUGUGGCCAGAGACGCCUUUCCACAGAUCUAACAGUAACUUGGCCUAGUGGUCACAUACUUGUCUCCAUGGAGAUCUGGGCAAAGUAGUAGAGUCACAUGUCCUGCUUCUAACAGUGUCACUUUAACAUGUGCCGCUAGAGAAGAGAACAUUAUCAACUUGGACCUGGAGGAAAUGCUCACAUUUUUCUACUGUGCUUUUCCACCUUCAAGACACUGAGUCACUUUACCUGAACCUGGAAGUGACAUCACAGUCAACUGUCCAAUUGAUACUUCACAGGUGUCAUAACAUUCCCAAGGGGGUGAUGCUAACUGUAGGCUCUGCUCUGUCUGAAGCUCUGUUACUCAACUUCCUUUAAUCUGAGCUUAGUUUUGAACACAAUCAAACCAGAAAGAACCACCUCAUCUGAAUACAGCAGGUGAGGUAAAUCACAUGUCAAAUAAAAAAAACACCUCACCCGUUAAAUGCUGUGAAAUAAGUGUCUCUGAGCCACUCUCACCUUUUUGUUUAAAGUCAAACUCCAGGACCAUGAAUGCUCAGACUGAUCCAGGCUCCUGGAACUGUGCUCUUUAAAUCCAAGAUGUAUUUUUUCAGACCUUCUAAAAACAGUGUUUGCUAAUAUGUGCAUUGUGUAACCAUGGUAACUACUGAACAUUCCUUCAUAGAAAAUGCAGAACUCCCCCAGCAUGAUGUCACUGCAAAGUGUCAAUACAAUAGAUAAAAUGAUUACAGUAGGACAAAACAAGACUUUAGUCCAGGUUCUGUGGCUCAUAUCUGCAUUUAAAUUGAGAAGAACACUUCCCUCACAUGUACCUGUUAAAGUGACCAGUGAGAGCAGUGCAGCUGAAGCCUUUCUCAUCUAUCUCAUUCUGAAAUGUUCUAAUGUCUGCACUUUAAUUUUAUCUUAAUGACUGAGACUGAAACAUUCAUAUCUGUCCAUAACAUA
Molecule: messenger RNA, 4558 nt
Organism: Boleophthalmus pectinirostris (great blue-spotted mudskipper)
Lineage: Eukaryota; Metazoa; Chordata; Actinopteri; Gobiiformes; Gobiidae
Product: dnaJ homolog subfamily C member 11-like
Exons: 16
Coding region: 17-1702 (561 amino acids)
Biological process (GO): cristae formation
Source: RefSeq, a predicted model, not a curated record